CUAAAGAAUGCUUACCGAUGCCUUAAUUUUGAUACAACGAAUAAUAGACAGUGAUUAUGAUACCUAACUUAUCAAAAAUACUCUAAUUAAAUUCAAGAAUGCAAACCAAUUAGAAAUUAUGGCUUUAAUGGAGAUAAUUCUUUAAUAAAUUUCAUCUACGUUUAAUUAUCAGAAAGAAGCAGAGUAUUUAGAAUUGUUGAAAGAAUUACAAUAUUUAGUAUAGAAUAAAUUUACAACUCUUGGUGCCCCUAGUGCUAACACUAAUAAUUUUUUAGAAUACAAAACUAAGUGUAAUUCAUAAAAGAAAGGAAUUUUAUUAUUAAAUUAUCAAGGAAAAAUUAGUAUUACAAUGUAUUUAUUUUAGUUCUAUCUGAUUAAAUAUCCAGAGACAUUAUAGAAUUAAAUUCAAAGUGUGAUCUUAAAUAGAAGACCUUCUUCUCUCUUAUUAGCUAAGCUUCACAGUAGAAACUAGAAGAGAUGGUUCAAAAACGUUGCUUGUUGUCGAACGGAAAAAGUAUGGAUUCUUUUAAAAUUGCCAUACGUUCUGACAGAAACAGAAAGAAAACUCUUAAAUACUUAAAUUAAAUCGCCUCGAAUAGUAAAAAAGUUAAUAAGAUUAAGGCUGAAAGUAUAAUCUAAAUUGAUAAAUUAAAAGAUUCUAAAGCCAUGGAAAAAACAUAAAUGUUGAUUGCAAAGUAUUUAAAAUCAAUAGAAGUAACGAUCUAUUAAGCCGCUUUUUAAUUUGAUGAAGAAUUUAAGACCUAAUUUUCAAAUUCAGAUGAUAUUAUUUUAAGUAACUUGGAUAGUUUAGAUAAUAAAAAUGCCAAUUAAUUAGCCAUUUGUGAAGUGAAAGAAAUAGAUGAAUAACUAAAAUUUACAGAAGAAGAAUUAUUGUUAGAUGAUUAAAUUAAAAAACAUGAAGGUAUAUUGAGUAUCAUUAUCUUAGAUAAAUGGAACAAAAGAGUUAAGAAACUUAAAUGUUAAAAAUCUAAUUGA
Molecule: messenger RNA, 996 nt
Organism: Paramecium octaurelia
Lineage: Eukaryota; Ciliophora; Oligohymenophorea; Peniculida; Parameciidae
Source: the annotation of a GenBank genome assembly